This is a messenger RNA of Dermacentor silvarum, 1851 nucleotides long. RefSeq lists its product as uncharacterized. The annotation marks the transcript as partial. The record is from RefSeq and is a predicted model, not a curated record. NCBI's taxonomy places the organism in Eukaryota, Metazoa, Arthropoda, Arachnida, Ixodida, Ixodidae. Gene Ontology annotation, biological process: synaptic vesicle endocytosis. The transcript has 9 exons.
CAGCAGCAGCAGCAGCAGCAGCAGUGGGCCCAGCCGCUGUCAUUGCGUAGUGCAGUGGUGGUGCGCCUGCAAGGGGAUGUGCAGCUGCUGGUGUCGCCACCUUUCCUGGAAGGGGUGCGAGGCUUUGCUGAGGCCCUGGUGCCCACACUGGCAGCCCUGCACCCGACCACUGUGCUGGGCCGGCUGAUGGCACAGUGCUGGAGGGCAGUCAAAGGCAGCACGCCCCCGACGGCUGGCCACCCAUCUCAAGCACCCUGUCCUGCCGAAGGGUACCACGAGACGCACACAGAACAGGUGCAACUCUGGCUUCAUGUACCCCGUGUGAAUGUCAUGGCACUACAGUGUUCGGUUGUGGAAGAAUUGAUUGCUUUUUCCGCUCUGGACAAUCUCAAGGACUUGGCCUGUGUGUCCGUCUUGGCCCUCUGUUUAGACCAGGUGCAAGUGCAGAUGCUGCAGAGCCGGCAGGCGCAACGGUGCCUACAAGUGCUGCCCGAGGCACAGGAGCAGAGCCCACCGCUUGGCCGGCGCCCUGAAAAGCCACUGCUGCUUGAGACGAGCCUGCCAGGCCACCAUCAGGGUGUGGCCACCAUCAGCCUGGGUGCAGCCCAUGCUCAGCUUCGGCGCCUGCGCAACUGCAGCUCCUCGUUGCUCAAGGAGGCCACCGUGACGUGCGUCGCACCCCACCACAGCAAGGUGUGCUUCACGUUUGAGUGCCCUGACUGCGAGAAGGUGGACGACAAGAUGGGCUUCAUCAUGACAGAGUGCGGUGUGGAAGGAGCGAGCUUGAGGCUGGUGGGUCAUGGUGGGCCACACAGCACCAACCCUGAGGCCCUGUACUCUGACGGAGAGCCAUCCUGUGAUGCUUUGCUCCUUCUUGAGAUCAAGACAGUCUGGUUCAACUUUGCUGCCCCUCCACGAACCACCAAUGCACACCGCACUGAUUUCACCAGGUUGGACUGGCAUCUUCUGAGCACAAUGACCCCAUCCAUAAAUGCCUGGCUCAAGCCGUGCGACCGGCUCUUGGUGGCUUUGCGCAAAGCUCAGCAGACAGAACAGCAGCGUCUUUGUGCGGUGCUUGCCUGGCUCAUGGCGGAGGCGAUGGAUGCACAAGGGGGACAUCUGCCACCUAGGGGAAAACAACUUUACGGAAAGCUGACGCCUCUUGCUCGAGCGCUUCAAGAGGAGCCAUCAUGCCAGUUGUUAUCCGCAUUGUGCCGUUUUCUGCCUGAGGCACCCAGCCCUGAAGAAUGCCUUGGCACCCAGUGUGUGCCACCACUGAGCACACUACGACGUGGUCUCUUGGCACUCAGCCGCCAGUGGAAACACCUGCUGUACAUGCCUCUGCUGGUGGAGCAGAACAGCCGGCUGCGCAAACGCACACGGCCGGAGCCACCAGCUCAACUGCUGGGUGUGCCCUUGCGUGAGGAUGAACCCCCGUCUGAUGAGACUGCUUGCCUGCUGGCCGAGGAGCCGCAGGUGCUGCGCAGGCGGCCAGGGUGUCUUGACCAGAUCUCUUGCUAUUUUUUAUUUUCAGGAGGCCAAGACAAGCCGGCCAGGAGCAUUCCCACUUCGGGUGCACCUCUGGAUUCCCCGCUGCAUUAUGGCGGGCCACGACUAGCACUUUCAGCUUUGACAGAGCUUCUGCGCAUAGACCUUGUGGAAUCAGAGAGUCCGGAGCAGCCUCAGAGAAGGCGGUCCAAGCCUGGCCAGCGGCUUUUCGUGGACACAAGCACGGACACACCAGCUUUGGUGUGCGACCGGCUGGCAUUGGAACUUGACAUGCGUCACCCAGGAAGCCCUGGGACCUGUGCCCACAUUGCAGUAGAUGUGCAGUAUGUGCUCAGCAGGUGA